CUGUCUUUCUUUUUUCAAAGGUGUUACUUCUAGAUUACAACCUGAGUGGAAUACAAUGACAUUUACCUUUCUGCUCAAAUUAAAGUAUACAUGUAUCAAUUAUUUCUAAUAUUAGCUGGUUUCUCCUUGGAUCAUGUUUACUUUAGGAUCACAGUCUGUGAAACAAGGAGAAGUAGAUAAGUGAGGAACCGGGAAUUAACAUGAGAAAACAGGUUCCCAGCCUGGAUUUAAACUCCUAACAUUGUGAUGGUGAACAGACUUCCAGAAUGAGAUUAAGCCUCAAUCUGCAUUUAAUGGAGCACAUCUGAAGUGGCCUCUACUUGAACUCUGAAAUGUGAGAAUGUCACACAGGGCGACCUAUUUGACAUGUCACCUACUGGUGAGAACUCUGGGGCUUUGAUUGAGUUUUAUCAAUUAGCUUUGUGAGGGAAAAUACUCGGCCUGUGUUCAGAGUGGCCUCACACACAGGAGACCAAGGAGCCGCCUGCUGCUGCUUUAAGACACAAAGAGCUUGUCAUGUGUCAUCUUACGAAACGAAACAGUCAAUAAAAUAUACUGUAAACUACCGACAUAUAGCCAAAAGCAGUACAUCCACCGGCAGAAGAAUUUUAAAGAGUGAAGAGUUUCAUGCAGAAUUAUGCAUGUUAAUACAUUACUGGGUGUGAAGUGUGAAAUUAUGUAAACCUGUAUGUAUUGUUACCAGGAAUUUCAUAAAAUCUAGACUAACCCUGUCAUCAACCCUCUCUGAUGUAAAGUUUAAGCAUCCGACUUCGUUGAUGCAAGAUGUAGGAUGUCAACAAGACAUCCCUGCCUGUAAUAUAUUAUACACAAUGUUGGCUGUUUGUCUUGCUAUUUGUUGAAUGGAACGAUUCUUUGCCCAACUUUUCAUUUAACGCAGCACAGAUUUAAAUUUUGUUGCCAGAAAUAAAAAUCUAUUUACUCACUGUCUUUGCUCGAAUCCCCCACAGUGGAGUUGAAGCGGUAUAUGCAAAUACUCCCAGAGUGAAAAGUAUUUUUGACUAAGCUGGCUAAAUUAACUUUCAGAUGUUUUACCAGACGAAGCAGUUUGUUGUUGUGCAAGUUGCUGAAACAGUAAAUGUGAACUCUCUUUUUUUCUUGCUUAAACAAUGUAUUUAUAAUGAAAUCCGUGUGACCUUAUUUCAAAAGGAGAGAAGUGGCACACGAAGACCUCCGGAGAUGUUCAAAUAGUGUGUGAAAAUUAUAUAUUGAAGAAUACAAUUUGUCUUCUUGUAGGAGGAGUCAGCUCUUAGGGUCAGCAUUUGGUUGAAAUUGAGAGAAAUUAUGAGUGGCCCACCCCUUCACCUCACAACCCCCCUCCCUCCUCCGUCACAUCUCUCUGUUGACUGGCGCUCCGGCAUCAUCCUGGAGACCCCGUCGAGAGGAUCUUUCCUCUCUAUAAAGAGGAAGAUGCAGCUCAGGCGCCUCUGAGGUGAUCGCAAGGAUUUAUUGCGCGCUCCUCUGCCUCCAACUUCCGACGCGCGCCCUCGGCUGCGUCGACACCAAGUGUCCUGGACUGCUGCAGCGCAAUACAGAAUCAAUUACCUCGUGGAUCGAGGGACAUCUGGAGGACGCGGGGAAUUUCCCCAAUCUGCUCUCCCGACGUGCCGGAGAGAUCCGCGACCCGAGGCUGCAGUUGAGACUUUGCGCGUCGUCGCCUCGGCGCAGUUUGGGUUGCAGGUGCGUGGAGAAGGAGCGCGAGGACAGAUGGCUGCGCUGACGAUACAAAGGACUGACAACUUUUUGCACACAUUUUUACAGGACCGGACGCCCAGCUCCUCUCCAGAGGGAGCACCCAACGCCCUCUCCUUCCUGGCCACCACCUGUAGCCAGGCCUGGCAGGUGGGAGGCGCCAUGGGCUCAGAAGGUUCCCAGUUCCCAUACGAGGGCACCGUUAGCUCCACAUCGGGAAUGUUUCAGCUCUGGAGCAACGAAAUGGCACCCAGCACGGCCCUCAGCACGCACCAGAUGACCUUCACGGUGCCAAAGGUGCAGUUCCCUGGACACAUCCAGUCUGGCCUGGGUCACCAUCAUCACCCCCACCACCACCACCACCACCACCACCAUGAGCUGCCUCUCACCCCUCCUGCUGAACCGCCCUCAUCUUACUCCUUCGAACUGUCCCCUGUGAAGGUCUUGUCCUCGCAGCCACAGGCCAGCGGCCCUUAUUACCCUCAGCACAAUAGUGUGGGACAAAACUUCCCCAGCUUCCUUCAGAACUCCUCAGCCCGGCAUCACCUGCCUGGAGGCCAUGUGGAGGAAGGGCAGCAGUGGUGGAGCCUACCCCAAACCAACGCCACCCCCUCCAACCACCCCUUCUCUCUGGGGAGACAGCUUGUUUUAGGCCACCAGCCCCAGAUAGCUGCUCUUCUCCAGGGCACCUCCAAGGGGCUGCUGAGCUCCACACGCCGCUGCCGACGCUGUAAAUGCCCAAACUGCCAGGCGAACGGUGGGGGGUUGGAGUUCGGAAAGAAGAGACUGCACAUCUGCCACAUCCCGGAGUGUGGCAAAGUGUACAAGAAGACCUCUCACCUAAAGGCCCAUCUGCGCUGGCAUGCCGGGGAAAGGCCCUUCAUCUGUAACUGGCUCUUCUGCGGCAAAAGCUUCACCCGUUCGGACGAGCUGCAGCGGCACCUCCGCACACACACGGGGGAGAAGCGCUUUGGGUGCCAGCAGUGCGGCAAGAGGUUCAUGAGGAGUGACCACCUCUCCAAACACGUCAAGACCCACCAGACCAGGAAGAGCCGGUCUGGGCAGCCUUCACAGAGCACGGACCCUCUGCUCACCAAUAUCAAGAGAGAGUAAUCUCCAUGGCCCCUCAUUUUAAAAUAAGAAUCAAUGAACAGACUAAGUGACUUACACCUGCUGCCAUAGGUUUGCACUAGAAAGGGUAAGCAUCAAGCUGCCUGAUCAUCUUCUGUUGUCAAAACCCCAUUUUGGACUUCAAGUAGUACCACGGAAAUAUAUUUAGUGAGCAUUAUAAUUAGAGUAAUUGUGUUUGGUUUGAGGCAAGCCACCAUUUAAGACCACUUGAAAUCUUUUUUUUUUUCGGUGACGUUGUGAGUGUUUUUGGUGCAAUUAUUGUACUUUUCAUGAUGCCACACAAACAGAUUUCAUUGCAACAACACGGACAUUAUGCCUUUAACCAUUUAAAUUUCAACUGAUGUGAAAAAUCAAACUUCAUGAUGUACAUAUUUCAUCUACGUAAAGGAUGUAGCAGACUCUCCAUAAUAUUCCAUUUUUCCCAUAUUACCGUGUUCAAAAUGAAUGACUGCCUUAGUACAGCGAGAAGUUGCUGUAUAAAAAAUGAUUGUCUCUGCACUGAACAAGUUCAGAAGGGAGAACUGACUGCGUUGUUGUUGAUAAUUGGCUUUUUAUUCCAAACAAUAUCCUAAUUUGUCUUCUUCAAGGUGAAGAUCUUUGUGAAAUGUUGCCACGAGUCUUUCAUCUACAGAUCUUGUCUGCUCUUAAGCAGCAACACAAAGUACCGUUGCUCCAGAUUAGCAAACAUUAAACAUUUUAAAGUUCUGUGUAAAUUAUGUAUAAAUAUCAUUAACAAUUUUAUCGGGGUUAUGGCCGCAUGUAAAUUUUAAUAAACACUGUCCUUGCUGAAACAA
This is a messenger RNA of Scophthalmus maximus (turbot), 3635 nucleotides long. It is a transcript of the gene sp5l, whose product is annotated as Sp5 transcription factor-like. The record is from RefSeq and is a predicted model, not a curated record. The coding region runs from base 1726 to 2823 and encodes 365 amino acids. The transcript is spliced from 2 exons. Gene Ontology annotation, molecular function: RNA polymerase II cis-regulatory region sequence-specific DNA binding; DNA-binding transcription factor activity, RNA polymerase II-specific. Gene Ontology annotation, biological process: regulation of transcription by RNA polymerase II. Lineage: Eukaryota; Metazoa; Chordata; Actinopteri; Pleuronectiformes; Scophthalmidae.